Messenger RNA from Hyaloscypha bicolor E, 1023 nucleotides. RefSeq names its product alcohol dehydrogenase. The transcript has a single exon. Gene Ontology annotation, molecular function: oxidoreductase activity. The coding region runs from base 1 to 1023 and encodes 340 amino acids. NCBI's taxonomy places the organism in Eukaryota, Fungi, Ascomycota, Leotiomycetes, Helotiales, Hyaloscyphaceae. The record is from RefSeq and is a predicted model, not a curated record.
AUGACAUCUCUUCCCAAGACCUACAAAGCAGCCAUCUUUGAGAAGGCCGAUGCCCCAAUCACCAUAAAGAAUGUCGAGCUCAAGCACCCCUCUGCUAGUGAAGUCCUAGUCAAGGUCAUCGCCUGCGGAGUCUGUCAUUCUGAUGCGACGGUUCAAGCCGGACAAUUCGGUAACGGCUUCCCCAUCAUCCCCGGCCAUGAAGUAAUUGGAAACGUCGCAGCAGUUGGCGACGGCGAGAAGAGGUGGAAGGUUGGAGACAGAGUCGGUGGGCCUUGGCACGGAGGUCACGAUUCAGUCUGCAAACAGUGCCAGCGAGGCCAAUUCCAGAUGUGCCAAAAUGGAGCAGUAAACGGUGUCACCAAGGACGGCGGUUACGCGGAAUACGUCCUUCUUAGAACCGAAGCUGUAGUCAAGGUUCCCACCGAUGUUGACCCUGUGGAAUAUGCACCCAUUCUCUGCGCCGGAAUUACCGUCUUCAACUCAAUCAGAAAACUCAAAAUCACUCCUGGUGACAUCGUUGCCGUUCAAGGCCUCGGUGGACUCGGCCAUUUAGCAGUACAAUACGCAAACAAGAUGGGCUACAAAGUCGUCGCUCUCAGCUCCGGAAAUAAGAAACGAGACUUUGCCAAGAAGCUUGGUGCUCACGAGUACAUUGACACCUCAAAAGAGGACCCGGCCAAGAAGCUGAUGGAGCUGGGCGGUGCCUGUCUCAUUAUUUGCACUGCGCCAAAUCCUAAAGCUAUCAGUCCUUUGAUAGGAGGUCUUGAGCCAGGCGGAAAGCUCUUGAUCUUGGCUCCGUGCGGUCCAGUUGAGAUCAACUCCGUGGAUCUUGUGGUCAAGGCCGCUGCUGUACACGGAUUUCCCAGCGGCCAUGCACUGGAUAGCGAGGAGGCAAUUGCCUUUACCCAACUGCAUGAUAUCCAUUGCAUGGUUGAGAAGUUUCCUCUUAAGGAUGUGCAGAAGGCGUUCGAUCACAUGAUGAGCGGGGAGGUGAGAUGCAGGAGCGUCCUGGUCAUGGAAUAA